Messenger RNA from Aphidius gifuensis, 3858 nucleotides. RefSeq lists its product as uncharacterized. Gene Ontology annotation, molecular function: sequence-specific DNA binding. The coding region runs from base 271 to 2373 and encodes 700 amino acids. NCBI's taxonomy places the organism in Eukaryota, Metazoa, Arthropoda, Insecta, Hymenoptera, Braconidae. The record is from RefSeq and is a predicted model, not a curated record. The transcript has 10 exons.
CAUGGAGGUGUAUAAGGAGGGUAAUCUCUCGAAAUUUACUGAAGCUCACAGAAACGAGCAAGUCAGUACGUUUUUUUGCCGGUGAUGACGCUUUUGCUACAACAGUUCUAUGGUCACAUGGUAUUUUUGUUUAUAUUUUUUCAUGAUAAUGUGACAAGUCAAAAGAUAAUUAUUUAUUAAUUGUUAUUAAUUAAUGUGACGAUUUAAACUAUGAUCAUAAUAUAAUAAAUUGAUAAAACUAUCAAUAAGUCUGCAUUUAAAACACGAAAAAUGGUACAAAAAUGUAUUGUUUCCGAAUGUCAAACAUUAAAGGGAAAUAAAAAUGGUAUUUCUAUUUUUUCUGUACCAAAGGAUCCUAAACUUUUUGAUGCUUGGAAAUCAAAUCUCCCAAAGCUAAGGAAUUCCCUGAGUGUAUCAAGUUUGGUUUGUGAAAAACAUUUUCAUCCAAGUGAUAUAAUGUCACAGUUUACUCAAAAAUUACCUUCAGAAACGUGGAUAUAUCCUCGUAGUAAAAAACGAUUGAAACCUAAGGCUGUCCCUAUAUCUUCAGACGUCUGUUCAACUUCAGAUAAUACAAUAUUUAAGGGUGAUAACGAGGCAAUAAAAGCAAAUGAUGAAGUACCAAAUGAAUCUAUCGUUGAUGCACCAAUUAAUCCUUAUGUUCAUGCAUCAAUUAAACCUGGUGUUAAUGUACCAGAUGAGCAUGAAUUUUAUGUACCAAUGCAAUGUAAUGUUCAUGAACAAAAUGACUCUGAUGUUCAUGUAUCAGAUGAGUAUGAAUUAUAUGUACCAAUGCAAUGUAAUGUUCAUGUACCAACUAAAUCAUCAUUACAUAUGAUACAUGCGUCAACUCAGACUGUAGACCAUGAAGACAUGGAAAUUAAAGAACUACCAACUGAACACAAUUUUUGUAAAGUGCCAUUUACUUUUGAUACUCUACUCAAUAACCUGAAUAAUAUAAAAUAUCCUGGAAAUUGCAACUGGGCUCAUACUGUAGCCCCUGAUAAAAAAAAAGUAAUUUUUGUAUCGAUUUCAAUUGACAAUAUAUUGCGUCGAGUGGAAAUAUAUAAUAAUUUAAGUUCUCGAGUUUUAAUGGAGUUUAUUCAAGUACAUGAAGAUUAUUUGCAUCAUAAUUUUGAAAAUAUAAAAGAAGUUGUUGAUUAUUUAACAACAGUUUAUAAUUGGAAUCUUUGUGUCACUUUAAAAAAUUCUCCAAGAUUUAUUUCUGAUACAGUUUGUGAAGCCAUUGCUUCAUGUAACAGACAGAGUAUAGGUCGACCAACUUUGAGAUGCAUGAAAUGCAAUAUAAAGAUGGAAUCACAGAAAUGGCGAAAACCUCCACCAACUACUACAGUAAAAAAAGUCUUAAAAAAAAAGAUCUUGCAACAGAAGGUGAAGCGAUUUAAGCAAAAGAUUGAAUCACUUGAAACGCAUGUUAAUGAACUACGAAAAAAGUGUGCAAGUGUUGAAGAACAAAAAUUAGAAGAUGCUAUCCAUAAUGUAAAAGAUUCUCAAAAAACACUUAUAAAGGCAUGUCUUCAGGCAGCUAAAAAAGUUGGUGAAGGUAAAAAAGGUAUUAGGUAUGAUAUAAAAUGGAUUUAUCAGUGCUUGCUGUUAAGAAUAAAAGGACCUGGCCUGUAUGAUAGCUUAAGGAACAAUGAAACAUUACCUUUACCUUCGAGACAAACACUUCAUAAAUAUAUCAGUUCAUUUGAUAGUUCAUUUGGUUUUAAAAAAAGUAUUUUUGAUGGGUUAAAAGAAAAAAAUUUAUCAAAACCAAGAUAUGAACGAAGAGGUGUUUUGUUGGUUGAUGAAAUUGCUUUGAGUAAAAUGGUGACAUUUGAUCAAAAAACACUAGAUGUCUUAGGAUUUGUUGGUUUAGGAGAUCAUACCCCAGCCAGCCAAAAAGGACAAAUAGGUGAUCAUGCACUGGUUUUCAUGUUCCAGCCUUUUCGUGGUACUUGGGUGCAAACACUCGGAUGUUUUCUUUCGAAAGGUGCAACUCCAUCUGAUACCUUAAAAGAAUUAACAUUAGAAUGUAUAACAAAGCUUGAGGAUGCUGGCCUUCUCGUUGAUGGUGUAACAACUGAUGGAGCAUCCUGGAAUCGAGCUAUGUGGACAAAAUUCAAUGUUGAUGAAGAAAACGUUUGUUGUUCACACCCAUGUGAUGAGAACAGAAAAUUAUGGUUCAUUUCUGAUUUUCCUCAUUUAAUAAAAAAUUUGAGAAACAGAAUUGUUGAGAAAAAAAUAUUUAAAAGUCCAAGUGGAGUUAUCAAGUUAACACACUGGGAUGAAGUUCUAAAAGCAGAUAAUCCAGAUGGAUAUAAUUUAAAAAGUUUGCCCAGGUCUUACACACAAUGUUAUUCAUCCUAAACCAUUCCGAAAAAUGAAUGUUAGAAGAGCAUUUAGAUUCUUUAGUAUUGCUGCAGGAAUGGAGUUAUUUAAAACUGAAGGAGUACCUGGUUUACAAGAUGCAGAUCCAUCGAUAGAAAUUAUUAAAAUUAUAAAUAAUGUUAUAAGGAUUAUGAACUCGAAAUCCCCAGGAGAAAGUCUGAAAUGGGAUUCCGAUGAUCGCAAGGAGCUUGAAAAUUUUUUAAAUUAUUUGGAUGUUUGGGAAAAAAUUGUACUUGAGGAUAUUACUGAUAAUAAAAAGAAUAAUGUAAAAACUUUUAAGUCCAUUACUAAUUCUAUACUCUAACAGGACUUAAAGUCACGAUCAGGGCAACAUUGGACUUGCAUAAAUAUUUAUUUGAUCUAGAAGGCGAUAAUUUAUCAUACAUAAUGACAUGUAGAUUAAACCAGGAUGCUUUAGAGAGAUUUUUUUCAAUUAUUCGUACUGCAUGUGGAAAUAAUAGUCACCCUACUCCUGUUGCUUUUGCUCAAGCAUUCAGGUUGUUGAGUGUUUACUCCUUGAUUAAACCACCUAAAGGAUCAAAUGUUAAUGCAGAUAAAAUGCUUAUUACUCUACUUAAAUCUGAAGAUAUUGAAUCCAAGACUGAAGCAAGUGGAAAACAAAAAGUAAUCUCACAACUUGAAUCUAUUUUACAAAAUCAAACAACAUAUAUUGGUGAUGACGAUGAUGUACAAAAUUUGAUCGUUGAACCAUUUGAUCAUGAUUAUGCUCGACCAUAUACGAACGAUGAAGUAAAAUCUUACGUUUCUGGGUAUAUUGCAAGGAGAAUAAAAAAAUUCACAAAAUGUGAGAGUUGUAUUUCAAAUUUAACCACUGAUAUAUCAUCAGAUAGAGAUAAAUUAAUAGAAUUGAAAAGCAGAGGAAAGUUGCUAAAACCAAGUGAUAAUUUGUAUAAAAUAAUAGCUACAGCUGAAAACUUAAUAAUUCAUACUGUGUAUGAAGAAAAUUUAACUACUGAUUUGUUGUCUCAUAUUUUUAAUGCCAUAGAAGAUACUAAAUUUCCUAAAAUUGGCUGUGAUAAACAUGACCUGAGAUCUCAAAUUUUAAGCUUUUUUAUAAUUUUUCGUAUGAAUACACUUCGUCAUCGUUACAACGAUAUUUAUUUAUCAUCAAAUAGAGACAAAACUCAAAUGUAUACGAAAAUAGCAAAAUUAUAGUAGGUGUUAAUAUUUUUAGACAGCAAAAAUAAUGUAAUGAUUCAUUCAAACUAAAUAAAAAAAAAUUAAAUGUAAGCACCGGUAAUUUUAAUUUUUUAAUGAUCAUAUACUUUGAUGUGUCACAUUGUCAUGUAUUAUGAGAGUGCCAAAAAUGUAAACAAAAAUACCAUGUGACCAUAGAACUGUUGUAGUAAAAGCGCCACCAUCGGCAAAAAAAGGUACUGACUUGCUCCAUUCCGUGAGCUUCACCAACAGCCUAUGCUUUAACAUAGGAGAUUACCCUCCUUA